Messenger RNA from Entrophospora candida, 483 nucleotides. NCBI's taxonomy places the organism in Eukaryota, Fungi, Glomeromycota, Glomeromycetes, Entrophosporales, Entrophosporaceae. The record is from the annotation of a GenBank genome assembly.
AUGGCAAGCAUCAAAGAAAUUGGACGAGAACUUGAAGAUGCAAAAGAAGAACACAAAAGGUACGUAGAAGUUGGAAGAGUUGAAGAAAUUGAGAAAGGAGAAGAAAAAGAAGAUCCUUGGGAGGAAGAUAUUUGGAAAUUACGAGAUGCAUUGGUUACAACUAGAGGAAAACAAGGUGUAUUGGUGAUAACUAACCUCCUGUACGAUCCAUUUCAAGAACUGAUUGGUCCGGGUGCAUUGCGACAUUUUCAAGGUAUACUAGAAAUUUCAAAUUUCCAUGCUCUCAAGAAAACAAGAGUUCAAAUAUGGUUAUAUGAACAAGUAGAUUUAAGAAUUGAAGGGCAAAUUAUUGGAUUUGAUGAAUUUAUGAAUUUGGUUCUUGAUGAUGCUGAAGAAAUAAAUGUCAAGAAAAAGUCUAGAAAAUCAUUAGGAAGAAUCUUGUUGAAAGGUGAUAAUAUUACUUUAAUUCAGAGUGCUACUUAA